AGAGUAGUUUGUAGGGUUAAAAAAUGAAUCAAAGAGGAAACGGAGAAAAGAGAUUGAAAAGCCUUUAAGAUCUGCCUCUGAAACCGUUCGUUCUGCUUCUCGAUCACACAAAGCUUACACUUUUCAUGUUCACCCUCGUUGGUGAAUAAGGGUUUGAGACUCAAACUUUGAGUAGAGAGCAUGUCAUCUCCGUUCUAUUCUCCUAUCGACAUGCAACAAGUGAUCAGUCAUACUCCUCCUGGGUUUGAUAGCGAACCAGUCCCAAUCAGUACUUACCGAGACACUGAACCUGUCCCACUCUCAACUUACCGAGAAAACGACAACGUCUGGGAGAACGGUUUCAACAGGGAACAACAGACCAUUGAAGAGCCAGAGCCCAAGGAGAAUGGGAAGAGAAGUGUUGACAAGAGCUCCUUCACUCACGGCGAAACCGAUCUCAACCAACUCCCAGCGAUCCCACCCGCUUCAACUGGUCAAGGCCUGCCGUACGCCCCUGUUGACUGGCCGAGUUUCGGUGAUGUCUGGACUUGGAGAGUCGGGAAGAGAGUGACAGCCACUGGCUACCAUCACGAUAGGUUUCUCAUUCUCCCUCAAAGACUUCAGCAAAAGAAUGUCCCCAAAUCUUUCGCCAGCAAACAAACUCUUCUCCGUUACUUCCAGUCUAACUUCCCCGGCAUGGAUGCUGACGCCUUCUUCGCGUCGUUUAGCUGGAAGGUCCCUGCUCUCUUCCAGCCUGCUAACAAAGUUGAUGCCGCCUCUCUCUUUGAGGAGACACCAAAGGAAGUAAAGACAGAAGGAAACUCCAGAUACAGCCAGAGGAAAAGGACACCAAUGCCAACACAGACGAAUGAGUCUGUUGAAGCUAACGCUAAAGCAGCUCAAAGAGGUGGUAGCAGUAGCAACAAGAAGAAGAAAGGAGGAGCCACUGGACCUAAAUCAUCUAGGCAAUCUACUAGAAGAGCUUCGAACCAGCAGAGAGGUGGCGCUGUGGACUUAAACCACCUCAACGAGGAGGAAGGUGAGCCUACCACUGGACCAAACACUAGCGGCAGGAGGAAGAAACGCAGAGUUAACCUUAAGGAAGAAGAAGAAGAAGAAGAAGAAGAAGAAGAAGAUGUUUCUAUUCCUCACAUCUACGUCUCUCCAAUGAACGGCGUCCUCGCUGUCUCCCACGAGCCUGUCGAUGUUGAUCCGGUAGAGUUCGACAGCUACCUGAACUCUCUUGAUAGCCUUCUUCACCAAGGUCCAGAAGAUGCUUCAGUUCUCGUCACUGCAAGCUCUCCAAUGAGAGAGUACGAAUGGGCUGAAGCUCGUAUGAAUAUCUCCUCUCUUCUCGAGAAAGACUUCCCUACCUUGUUUACCUCCAAGAACGCUGGAGAGAUAGCAGCGUUAGCGACUAAACUGAGGAAAGAUCCGAACCUCUCCGCUGAAGAGAUGGUGAGGUUGAAGCUUAUGGGAGAGAUUCCAACGUUCAGCGAAGUGUUUCAGGAGAACAAAGCGGUGAUUGAAGAAGCAAACAGGUUCUUCUCUGCGCUGGAGCUUAACAAAGCUAAAGUAGCUUCGCUUAAAUACGAAUACAGCGACCUGAGGCACAAACUCGGGAGUAUUCAGAUGGAAGUAGACGAGAAGUCUGAGGGUAUACGCCGGAUUGAUGACCAGAUCGCUCAGCUUCAAGCUAGGAGGAAUGAGUUGAAGAGGUGCAUUGGGAGCAAGGAGAAAGAGAAGGUUGAUCUGAGCUAUGGACAGAAGAUGGUGGCGAAUUCGAUACCUAAAGUGGUGCAGGACGUUCAGGGAGCUAACUCGAAGAAGCCAGAAUGGGAGUGUAAGAAAGAGAAUGCUCUUAAGCGUGAAGAAGAGAUCCUCUCUAAGUUCACCCCCCUCAGAGGCUUCUUCCUCUGAUGAAACCUGGCCUCGUCCUUUAAUCCCUUCGACUAUUUUACCUUUUAGUCAGUCUUGAUGUAUUAAGCAUAAAAGCAGAGAUCCUCUCUGUGUUGCAGACUCAUCAUGGGUUGGAGUUUUAUCUUUAAUGGAAUGCUUAUUAGACUCUUUUAGGUCGGUGGAAUACA
This is a messenger RNA of Brassica oleracea var. oleracea, 2066 nucleotides long. RefSeq lists its product as uncharacterized. The transcript is spliced from 4 exons. The record is from RefSeq and is a predicted model, not a curated record. Lineage: Eukaryota; Viridiplantae; Streptophyta; Magnoliopsida; Brassicales; Brassicaceae. The coding region runs from base 181 to 1899 and encodes 572 amino acids.